GUUUAUGUGUUAUUUGCGAGCCGAAUCGCAGUCGGGGCAGGACCGGGUCGGUGCAGCCUUACUGCCUCCAGUCAGCGCUGUCACUCAGAGCCCAGUAGACCGGUUCCCUCACUGUCACAUUGACAUAGUAAUCACUGUAGCUUCAGACGAGAUCAAGGGGGUCUGCGGAAACCAUAAUAGACAGAGCAUUGCAAAUACAAAGACAUCCCCAUAAACGCACCGGAACAGCUAGGACGAGCUUCUCUAUCAGUCACUGGCGUUGGACACCCCCACAUCAUUGGAGGAUAACUGUACACAACAGAGGCUGAGGUCUGAAAGGCCUCGAUGGUACAAUUUAGUCUAAUUAAGUCUAAGUAUUACCCUGAGAACUGAGUGAAGUGUCAUCGCCAUGGCAGAGAGUGCAGGGCUGCAGUUCGUCAGCUCCUUCGCUUUUGAAGCCAUGCAGAAGGUGGAUGUGGCGCGGCUCGCUGCCCUGAGCGACCCUGAGCUGAGGCUGCUGCUACCCUGCCUGGUGAGGAUGGCUCUGUGUGCCCCAGCUGAUCAGAGCCAGUCAUGGGCACAAGACAAGAAGCUCAUACUGCGCCUGCUAUCCGGGGUGGAAGCUGUCAACUCCAUCGUAGCGCUUUUGUCAGUGGACUUCCACGCCUUGGAGCAGGACGCGCGGAAGGAGCAGCAGCUCAGGCACAAGGCAGGUGGCUCAAAUGGAGAAAGCAUCCUGGUGUCACAGCUACAGCACGGCCUGACCCUGGAGUUUGAACACAGUGAUCCCUUGAGGAGACUCCGUCUAACCCUAAGUGAACUGCUGGCUAUCAUGAACAAGGUGGUAGACUCGAAUGGGGAGUUUUUCUUGAAGUCUUCUGAACUAUUUGAAAGCCCCGUGUACUUGGACGAGGUCGCUGAUGUCCUCUGCAUUUUACAAGCAGAGCUGCCUUCCUUGCUCCCCAUUGUGGACGUGGCAGAGGCUUUGCUGCAUGUCCGCAAUGGAUACUGGUUUCUGUGUCUGUUGGUUGCCAAUGUCCCUGAUAGCUUCAAUGAAGUUUGCAGAGGUUUGAUUAAGAACGGCGAGCGUCAGGAUGAGGAGAGUGUGGGUGGUCGACGCAGGACUGAAGCCCUCAGGCAGCUCUGUCAGAUGAACCCUUCACAGGCCCUCAACAUCAGAGCUAUGGUGGGAGAGGAGUGUCACCUGCCUGGUCUUGGCGUGGCUCUGACUCUGGACUACAAACCAGAUAAAGCAGACGAGGCAGUCAGUCCCCUUGUCUCUUAUGUCAGUGGUCUACUACUUGGUACCAAUAGCAAAGUCCGCACCUGGUUCAGCCUGUUCAUUCGCAAUGGACAACAGCGAAAGAGGGAAAGCAGUUCGGUGCUGUGGCAGAUGCGCAGACAGCUGCUGCUGGAGCUCGUCGCCAUCCUGCCGCGCUCACGCAGCACCCACGUGCCCAAUGACGGCAAUCUGGAGGAGGUCAGCUCGGGGUACUCUGGUCUUAGAGAAGAGCAUGUGGUGAAGGCCAGCGCGCUGCUCCGACUUUACUGUGCGCUCAUGGGCAUCGCCGGCCUGAGACCCACAGAUGAAGAGGCAGAGCAGCUCUUGCAGCUGAUGACCAGCCGACCCCCGGCCACGCCUGCUGGCGUCCGCUUUGUCUCUUUGUCCUUCUGCAAGUUGCUGGCCUUCCCGACACUGGUCAGCACCCCUGAGCAGGAACAGCUGAUGGUCAUGUGGCUCAGCUGGAUGAUCAAAGAGGAGGAAUACUUUGAGAGUGCUGCAGGCGUAUCCGCUUCUUUUGGAGAAAUGCUAUUACUGGUUGCCAUGUAUUUCCAUAGCAACCAGCUUAGCUCCAUUAUUGAGUUGGUGUGCUCUACUUUGGGGAUGAAGAUUGCCAUCAAGCCCAGCUCUCUUAGCAAGAUGAAGACUAUCUUCACACAAGAAAUCUUCACGGAACAGGUUGUUACAGCACAUGCGGUGAGGGUUGCAGUGACCAACAGCUUAAGUGCCAACAUCACAGGAUUCCUCCCAAUUCACUGUAUAUACCAGCUGCUCCGGAGCAGGGCUUUCACCAAGCACAAAGUGUCCAUCAAGGAUUGGAUCUAUCGGCAGCUUUGUGAGACGACCACCCCCAUUCACACCCAACUGUUUCCCCUAAUUGAUGCCUAUAUCAACUCCAUCCUCACUCCAGCCUCCAAGGCCAACCCAGAGGCCACCAACCAGCCCAUCACUGAGCAGGAGAUCCUCAAUGUCUUCCAGAGCUCUACUGGGCAAGGGGAAGGCAGUCGAGGAGGACGACAACGCUACUCCAUUACCACCCAACUCCUUAUCCUGUACUACAUCCUGUCUUAUGAGGAGAACCUGUUGGCGAGCACCAAACAACUGGCCCUGAUGCAGAGGAAGCCAAAGUCCUACUCGGCAGCCUUGAUGGACCAGAUCCCCAUCAAGUACUUAGUUACACAGGCCCAGGGACUGCAGCAAGAGCUCGGAGGUCUGCACUCGUCCCUGCUGAAGCUGCUGGCCACCAACUACCCUCAUCUAUGUCUUGUGGAGGACUGGGUCUGUGAAGAGGAGGUGACUGGUACCCUGCCACUGCUGAGGAGGAUGAUGCUCCCCAGCAACACCUGCAGAUACACUCAGAGUCAGCUCCAUCAAGCUUUCCAGAAGCUACCAUCCAGCAGUCCCAGGCUGAUGCGGAUCCUGGAACAUUUAACCCUGCUUUCACCUGGUGACCUGAUCUCUUAUUCGGAGGCCCUCACAGCCAGCAUGGCUCUGCUGCUGGAGCCCGCUGUGCCCCGCCGAAUACUGCAGACACUUAACAAGCUCUGGAUGGGCCUCAACACUGUGAUGCCCCGCAGGCUGUGGGUGAUGACCGUAAACGCUCUACAACCUUCGGCUAAGCUGCUCGGGCAGCAGCAAUACACUCAAAACGACCUGAUGGUGGACCCGCUCAUUGUGCUGCGCUGUGAUCAACGCGUGUACAGGUGUCCUCCUUUGAUGGACAUUGUGCUUCACAUGCUGAACGGCUACCUACUGGCCUCCAAGGCCUACCUACACUGCCACCUGAAGGAGACAGCUGAUUUUGAUCGGCAAAGCCAGACGGUCUCAAACUUGGGGGUACCUGGACAGCCAGAAACACCCGAGGUCACCAGGGAGGAGUUGAAGAACGCUCUUCUAUCCGCACAGGACAGCGCAGCAGUCCAGAUUCUCCUGGAGGUAUGUCUGCCAACGUGCAAAGAGCAGCAGCAGCUGGGGGCCGGGACACAGAGCCUGCUGAGUAGCAUUAGGGCCCCUUUGCCAUGGAAAUCAAAAAAGGGCAGCCUGGGCCCUCGAGCCAGAGGGGGUGUGGAAGACGCCGAGCCAGAGGGAGGACUACUCAGUGACUUGAGGGAGGUGCAAUGUCUCAUCUGUUGUUUGCUGCAUCAGAUGUUCAUUGCCGACCCUAACAUUGCCAAGUUGGUCCACUUUCAGGGUUACCCUCAAGCUCUGCUGCCUCUAACUGUGGCGGGCAUCCCCUCCAUCCAUAUCUGUCUGGAUUUCAUCCCAGAGCUGCUGGCCCAGCCCCAGCUGGAAAAGCAGAUCUUUGCAAUCCAGUUGCUGUCGUACUUGUGCACCCAGUACGCGCUACCCAAGUCUCUGAGUGUGGCCAGGUUGGCAAUCAGUGUCAUGGGCACCCUCCUCACAGUGCUGACUCGUGCCAAGCGUUUCUCAUUCUUCAUGCCCAUCCUGCCGUGCCUGGUGCCCUUCUGCCAGGCCUUCCCUCCGCUCUAUGAUGACGUUGCAGGUCUGCUUGUACAAGUGGGCCAGGUUUGUGCCUCGGAUGUUGCCACCAAAGCCAGGGACAUUGACCCACUUAUUGCACGCCUGCAGUAUCUGAAGGAGAAGCCUCAGGGGGCUGCAGCUCCUGGAGGAGACUUCUCGAAGCUGACUUUACCCCAGAGGAUAGCAGAGGAACAUGGUGGUGCUGACCCCGAUGUCCAGCUCUGCUACUGUGUAGAGGCCACAUUUAUGGACAUCAUUAGCUCCACCCUUCAUGGACUAUAGAUGCACAUCUUCCAGAGGAAGAGGGGACUUAACUUAAACCAACACUGCCUCUGAAAGACAUUUGUAUUCCCUAGAUGGCUCUUGUCAACACACAUCCAUCCAUCUUGAACACAUGGACUGAUGUCCCCUUUGUCGUUGGCUGUCAGACUAUGUCCCUUUGUUGUACUUCAUAUCUAUGUUCAGACUGGACUGAAAUUCCAUUCUCUAUCAUUUGUGAAAUGGUUGGGAAUGGAUUUUUCUGGAAAUAAAUCACCACUAGCAAUUUAUUUAGAAUGUGUGUUCAUGUGCUCAGUCAGUUUGUGGGAAGUUAAAUGGGUCCCUUUUUUGACCAUAUUGACCUUUUUAUAGGCAUAUUUUUAUAAGCUGUGAGCAACUGAAAAAAAUGGAAAAUAGUAUUAGGCGCUUUUGUACUGUUAUUUGUUUGUAAUAAAACAAGAGAAAGCCUUUCUUUGAUGAGGUUUGGGAUUUAGGACAAAGCGAUUAUCAUUUUGGGUUUGCAUGUGUAAUCUAAAUCUUGUCUGGUAUCCAGAUGUUUAGUAUUUCUUCUCAAACUUGUCUUGGUCUCGUGGGUUUCCCGAUGCAGACACCUGUCUUUCGACCACUUGUUUUUAGCCAUUAUAUUCUCCGCUCUUCUAUUUAUUUAAGUGUCAGGUGAGAGGAGGCUGGCGCAUGUAGCUGUCACCUCAAAAGGGACAACUUUUCUUUUUUUAAAUAACAACAUACAGUUUACCGCGAUUAAAAAAAAAUCUUAAUAAAAUACUUAUAGAAGUCAUACUGCAGCUUACCUUUAAAGCUCAGGUGUUGGUUUAAGCAUUUGAUGUAAUUAGUGUUAAUGAAGCCGAAGUUAAUUAGUACCACCUCUGCUUAGACAAAAUGUCAGUAAUAUUCUUUGGAUUUAUUCCAUCAUGUUAAAUAUAACAGUACCAGUACAUUGCUGAUGUCCUGUUCUGCUGAGGUUGUUGAAGAUAUCAGGAAAAGUAGAUUCACUUGUAUAGUUCGCGAAAGGCACACUGUUUUCCAAUAUAUUUCCUAACAUGUAGUUAAGUUUCAACCGACUUCUCUCCUUCAAGUGGGAAUAAAGAGCUGUAUGACCUUGGAUCAGAGAAUCUGAAAUU
Molecule: messenger RNA, 5139 nt
Organism: Pungitius pungitius (ninespine stickleback)
Lineage: Eukaryota; Metazoa; Chordata; Actinopteri; Perciformes; Gasterosteidae
Gene: ints2
Product: integrator complex subunit 2
Exons: 25
Coding region: 389-4024 (1211 amino acids)
Biological process (GO): snRNA 3'-end processing
Cellular component (GO): integrator complex
Source: RefSeq, a predicted model, not a curated record